Nematolebias whitei (Rio pearlfish) is the source of this 803-nucleotide messenger RNA. RefSeq names its product ADP-ribosylation factor 3a (gene arf3a). Gene Ontology annotation, biological process: vesicle-mediated transport; intracellular protein transport. The record is from RefSeq and is a predicted model, not a curated record. Gene Ontology annotation, molecular function: GTPase activity; GTP binding. Gene Ontology annotation, cellular component: plasma membrane; cytoplasm. Lineage: Eukaryota; Metazoa; Chordata; Actinopteri; Cyprinodontiformes; Rivulidae. The coding region runs from base 96 to 641 and encodes 181 amino acids. The transcript is spliced from 5 exons.
GCUAGUUAUCGCGAGACUAGCAUCCAGUCCUCUUGCUGAAUCCAGCUGGGAUCCUGCCUGCAGUUAACGGGUUGCAAUAAGAGCCGCUGGUCAUCAUGGGAAACAUCUUUGGGAACCUGCUGAAGAGCCUGAUAGGCAAAAAAGAAAUGAGGAUUCUCAUGGUGGGGCUGGACGCUGCUGGGAAGACCACCAUCCUCUACAAGCUGAAGUUGGGGGAGAUCGUCACCACCAUCCCCACAAUAGGGUUUAAUGUGGAGACAGUGGAAUACAAAAACAUCAGCUUCACUGUGUGGGACGUGGGCGGCCAGGACAAGAUCCGUCCCCUUUGGAGACACUACUUCCAGAACACACAAGGUUUGAUCUUUGUGGUGGACAGCAAUGACCGGGAGCGAGUCAACGAAGCCCGUGAGGAACUGAUGAGGAUGCUGGCUGAGGACGAGCUGCGGGACGCUGUUCUCCUCGUCUUCGCUAACAAACAGGACCUGCCCAACGCCAUGAACGCCGCAGAGAUCACAGACAAGCUGGGCCUGCACUCCUUACGCCACCGCAACUGGUACAUCCAGGCCACCUGCGCCACCAGCGGGGACGGCCUGUACGAGGGCCUGGACUGGCUGGCCAAUCAGCUGAAGAACAAAAAGUGAAGGGGGAAGAGCCUGGGUGCCAGCUCCAGGUGGUCUUUACAGUGGGUCUGUUGUGUUUACCUAAAGAUGAAAAGACUAAAACAAAAGCUCCAGGGGGGAGUUACUCUCAAUGGCUUUCUCCCCCUGCAAAUAUUGAUUAUAUUUAUUUCCAUACUUUGAUUC